AUGCUUCAUCCCUUCGAAUCAAAAAUUGAUGAAUGGAAUCAUGAUGAAGAGAAAUGUGAUGGUGUGAAAGAUACAUCACACCCUUACAUCACCCUACUCAUUUCGAGAUUUCCUAGUUUUCUAAUCCAUGCACAUGGAGAGUAUGUGGGACUUUCUCCGGGUAAAAAGGGAAAUCUAGAGGCUGGUUACUCAACGAUAGGAGCUGGAAGGAUAGUUGAGCAAAGUCUAACCAGAAUCAACAAGGCUAUAUCUGAGGGUAAAAUGGGGGAAUACCUAGAUAGAGUUAAAUUUGCAGAAAUUGAGAAUAAGCUAUCCAAAGUAUUGUCUGAAAAUGGGUAUUUGCAAUCUCAGAUCACUGAUUGGGAAAAACACGAAGACAUCUCCCAUCUUUUUACUAGUGGGUUGGAAGCAUCAAUGAGGGAAAGAAUAUCUUUCUCAAAAAUGGCCAGAGAAUAUGUUCAUGAUCCAAAGCUAAAAACGAAUAUUUUGAGGAGUGUGCAGCAAUGCAUCAGAGAGGUUGAAAAGAACACACCAUUCAUUGUUUGUAAUUUUCCUCCAUUAAAUGUGGCUAGUCGUGUUGGAGGAUGUAAAGUGGACGCGUGUAAGGUUACCGAAAUGGUGGAUGAGUCCAUCGGUGCACUACACAAGAUAUGUGAAGAUAAGGGUUAUACGUUGAUCAUUACGGCGAGCUAUGGAAAUGUUGAGUGCAUGAGAGAUGAAAAUGGCAAUCUCCCCAGGAAACAGCCAACCUACAAAGUGCCGUUAAUAAUUUGUGACUCUGAAGUAGAACAUGAAAAACCCCAAAAAACAUACACUAACACAAAUUACUCGCUCAAAGAUGUUGCACCCACCAUUCUUUACAUCAUGGGAAUAGAAAUCCCCCCAGAAAUGACUGGCCAGUCAAUACUUAAGGAAUAA
Messenger RNA from Nylanderia fulva, 918 nucleotides. RefSeq names its product 2,3-bisphosphoglycerate-independent phosphoglycerate mutase-like. Gene Ontology annotation, molecular function: manganese ion binding. Lineage: Eukaryota; Metazoa; Arthropoda; Insecta; Hymenoptera; Formicidae. The record is from RefSeq and is a predicted model, not a curated record. Gene Ontology annotation, biological process: glucose catabolic process.